This is a messenger RNA of Dictyostelium discoideum AX4, 3414 nucleotides long. RefSeq lists its product as hypothetical. Gene Ontology annotation, molecular function: carbohydrate binding. The coding region runs from base 1 to 3414 and encodes 1137 amino acids. The transcript is spliced from 5 exons. The record is from RefSeq and is a predicted model, not a curated record. Lineage: Eukaryota; Evosea; Eumycetozoa; Dictyosteliales; Dictyosteliaceae.
AUGAAAUUAAUUUCAAUAAUUUUUUCCUUAUUUUUAAUAAUCAAUUUGGUUUUUUCUACAGAUCCAACAAUUGUUAGUUUUAGAAAGCCAGUUGAAAAAGUAUAUCCAAGUGAAUAUUGUUUGCCAUCUUUCACUAUAUUGAUUAAUUAUCCAGAUCCAAUCCAAUAUAAUUAUCAAUUAGGUUUAUAUGAUAGGAGUGGAGGGUAUGGUGGCAGCAUGCCAUCUGCCGUAAAUGGAACCUUAUAUCUUUUUACACUUACACAUAAAGUUCCAAUUGGUAAAAAUCAACCAGUUUCUUUGUAUAUCCAAGAUACCUCAAAAAAUCCAUGGUUUACUUUUGAUUUCAAUAACUAUACUACCUAUGAUUGCGAUCCACUUCCACCUGUUACUAUGAAAUCAAAACAAAAUACUUGGAUUAAAACUAGUGGCCAAUAUUCCAAUUUAAUUUGGUACCAUAUGGUUGAAGUUUCAGGUUUAGAUAAAUCAGCUCCAUACGAUGCUUUUACAUGUAAUGUUCCAAAGCCAUUUAUUUGUAUGUUCCAAGAGUUUCUUAAUGGUCCAAAACCAAUCAAUUUUUAUUUCCAAGUUGGAAUUUAUACGACAGAUGUAAACUUCGCCCCAUUCAAUGUAACUGUUACAGAUAAACUAGGUAAAGUUUUACUUAAUAGUCUUUUUGAUGGUUUAAGUGCACCAGCAAACCCACCUGUUUCAAUUAGAUCCUUAGAAAAUUAUCCAAUCAAUGGUUCAACUGUUACUAAAAAUGAAAUGGUUAAUGAUGCAAUGUAUAUUAUGAAUAUCAUAAACAAAAAUGCUCUUUGUGGUAUUUCAUCACCAAAAGAUUUUUUGAUUUCAAAUAUAUUAAUCCCAGUUUUAGGUACACCUGCAAAUGCUUCUUACAUUGGUUUCUCAUCUUUUAACUAUCAAAAUAGUCCAAUUAAAUCCCAUGUUCAGAUCAUUGAUAGUCAAGGUACAAAAAGAAUUGGUAUUGAUAAUGUGCUUUUUGUUAAUCCAAAAUCUUAUGAUAAUGUCAUUGAAAAUGUUCAAAAUGCAACCUAUGUUAAAAGCUCUAAUAUUAAUAAAACUUUAAUUAAUAUUAAGGCUGAUGUUUCAUUUAAUCCAAAAGCUACUUUAACAAGUAGCUUUUCAACUUCUUUAUACCAAACAGUGUUAGCAUAUCCAUAUGGUUAUUCAAAUGGUACAGUUAAAUACCAUUCAGUUUCAUUGUCAUCUGCAUCUCCAGAGUAUUCCACUUCUUCAAAUUCAUAUAUAAUUUUAGGCUCUCCAUCUGAAAUCGGAUCCGGUAAUUCAUCACUAAUCACAGUUAAUCCAAAUUCAACAAUAGAAACAAAAAUACCACAACUUUUGAAAGUUGAAACCGUUUUCCUUUCAUAUGAAAAAGUACUUACCAGAGUUUUUGCUAAAGAUGUUGAUUCUGGUAUUUCAUUUUUGUAUUUAUCAAAUUUAAAUAAAGUUUCCUCUGCCGAUUUAGUAUAUGGUGAUAAUUUCAAUGGUGUUUAUGAAUCUGUUGAAACAUUUACCACCAUGUAUGGCAAUGAAAGACCAACCGUUUCAAUCUAUGAUAAUGCUGGUAAUAAUAUUCAAUACAAUAAUAUGCAACCAACAUUCGAUACAUCAUUCAAUAUGAUCCCUGAAUACCCUGCUUACACAAUGAUUAAAAACCAAGCCAAUUUAGACCCAUACACUUUCACUGGUUUUGAAUUUAAGUACAAUGAUGUUGAUGUUUCAAAUGGUCCAUUCAAUAAUACUUUAUGUAUGAACUUUGCAGGUUCCAAUAAAACAAUGACUCCACGUUUCUUACAAUUUUCUUUAGCAUUAAAUCCGGAAAAGGCAUCAUUAGAUAACGCCACACCAGGCUCAUGGGAUGAAGUCAAAGGUAUGUUUUGUAUGGAUUUCCAAAUUCCAGCAAGAAUUUUCACUGGUGAAUAUACAUAUGCUGUUCUCAUUCCACCAUUCGUUUAUGACUCUUACUAUUUUGCUAUUUCAGUUGGUAGUAAAGCUCAAUUAAGAGUUAACUCAGGUUUUGCUGAUCAAAUGCCACCUAUCAUUACUGAAUUCUCUUCAUAUCCAUCAAAUGCUGUUAAUGUCACUCAAGAUACUGUUGUCGGUUGGAAUAUUAGAAUUGAAGAUUCUCCAAAUGGUUUAGCAAGUGGUGAAUUUAAUAUCACAAGUGAUUUCGAUUUAGAACCAUAUAGAAUUAAGAUUACUCCAGCCAAUGCUGUAUCUGGUGAUAUUUUCAGUUCUACAUAUCAAUUAAGAAUUCCAAUUAAAGCAAACACUUGUAGAUCUCAAUCAUUUAGAAUUUCAUCAGCAUCAAUUACUGAUACAAUGGGUCAUACUUCAGUUUUACCAUCUUCUGGAAAUGUUAAUCCAUUAUAUAAAUUCUUAGAAUCACCACACUUGGUUUUAAAUAUUACUUGUCCACAAGCUAUCAUCGAUAAUACCCCACCAUCUUUAAUUAGUUUCUCAACUGUUAGUUCAAUCGAAGUUGGUGCUUAUAAAGAUUUUAGAAAUGUUACAUUUACCUUCAAAACAUCAGAUUCUGGUUCUGGUAUUUCAUCAAGACACAAUCCAAAAAUCUAUUUAUCAUCAGGUGAAUUUGAUCAAAUUUCAAAGAUUAGUACAUUGGUAUCCAAUGUAAAUGGUGUCGCUACUUAUACCUGCACUAUUGAAUUACCAUAUGGUUAUGGUUCAUAUAAUGGAAUUCUUGUUUCAAUAUAUGGUAUUGUUGAUAAUAAAUUAAAUAUUAAUGGUUAUUCAUCAGUUGAUCUCCAACAACUCGGUUUCCAAAAUACAAUUAAAGUUUUAUAUUCUGAUGUACCAGUACUUGAUUACACAAGUUCAAUUAAAUCAACUGAAUCAUCAUUGACUAUCUAUGGUCAUAAAUUUGGUAUCGAUAGAAGUAAAGUUACAUUACAAGUUGAUUAUAUGAAGGGUCAAGGUUGGAAGAAUACAACAAUCUCAUUCUUUUCUGGUAUUAUUUUAAUGACUGAUAAUAUUACACCAACAUCAACACCAUUCUACGUUCGUGUUAUUGUAGAUGGUAAAAUUUCAAAUCAACUUUUAGUAGUUCCAAUCAUUGUUGGUGAUAGUCCAUGUAGUUAUGAAGUUAUUCAAUCAAUAGUUGCUACUUGGAUCGAUAGUGAAAAAUAUCCAUAUCUUCAAGCAUCUAUCACUAUUAAAAAUACAGGUACAAGACCAAUUAAAGCAUUUAGUUUCAUUAUUGAAAAAAUUGCUUAUGGUCAAAUUUGGGGUGUUGAUGCAAAUGGUAAUAAUAGAUACACUUUACCAUCAUAUAAUUUAAUCAUUAAUCCUCGUGAUCAAUAUAGUUUCGGUUAUAUCAUUCAAGGUACAACUGUUGCUGAUCUCAAACAAGUCACUUAUACUUGUCUUUAA